This is a messenger RNA of Sodiomyces alkalinus F11, 2184 nucleotides long. RefSeq lists its product as hypothetical. The transcript is spliced from 4 exons. Gene Ontology annotation, cellular component: nucleus. The record is from RefSeq and is a predicted model, not a curated record. Lineage: Eukaryota; Fungi; Ascomycota; Sordariomycetes; Glomerellales; Plectosphaerellaceae. The coding region runs from base 1 to 2184 and encodes 727 amino acids.
AUGAAGAGUGCCCUUCGGUGGUUCACCCCAUCCCCAACGAGUACCGAGGGCUCAAAAGACCGUGACCCAUCCAGUCGGUCCGCCACUGCCGCCGCUCUUUCCCAGUCACGUAGUGAGGAGGCCACACCCUUCCCACGCAGGUCCCCUGCUUCCGUCUCUACCACCAACACCAACGCUGUCCGCAGCGAUCAUUCUUCGCCCUUCUCGCGCUUCUCCGACAACCAUCACCAUCAGAUUAAUACCAACAACCCCGCUUUCUCGUCGCCGUCGCCGGAAGCCUCUCAUUCGGUUUCCCUCACACCCAGCUCCCCCCAGCCAGCAACCCCAACCGAUGGGGAUUUAUUAGAUCGCGACGCCGCUUUCUCGUCCUCCAAGCCCAUCACCAUCGGCGCCGGACAUCUCGCUGGUGGCAACACCUCUUCGUCCCGCCGUUACCCCGCCAUCGCUGCGUCGCCUUCCUUUGCGCCGGCCAUCGAGUCUGCUAGCUUCGACGCUCGCGACCCCUUUGGCAUUCCCGAGGAUCAAUUCGACUCCUCUCGCGCGUUCCCAUCCCGCUCGAUCGACAUUGACAUGACCACCGGGCCCUCCAUGGAUUCGACCAUGAGCCGCCCCCGCCAGGACUCCUUCGUGAGCGCCGGCCCGAAACCCAUAUCCAUGAAUAAUGCGAACCGCGAUCAUGUCAGCCGGCAGCGCAGAGAAUCUCUUGCGGGAAGCCUCAUGGGAGGCGCAAGUUGGAGUGGCAUGUCACUUGGCAGUUUCAUUCGCGAUGAUAUAGUCAUGGCGGGCACCUCGCCCUUUACCCACCAACAGUCGCCCAGUCUCCACUCGUCAUCCUACCUGCCCAAAUUCGAAGCGAACUUCAUGAGGGACUUCACCUGCUGCGGACUGACCUUGUCUAACCUGCACGAUCUCCUGCAGCACUAUGAAGAAGCUCACAUGCAACCGAGUCCCAACACGUCGCGGGGAACUGGACCUUUCGCCUCGCAGUUCUUCCCUCUCUCCCCGCCCUCCGGCUCGCAAGAUGCCUCUCGCCGCAUGGGUUCCACUUCCAGUGGCGGCCAGCAGAACACGAAUGCCAAGAUUGCUCCGUCGCGACCAAGCCCCGGCAUGUCGAAUGCUGGCAUGGCGAGCAUGGGCCCGGGAUUGAGCCAGCAGCCGGGCUCUCAAUCGCACAAUCAGAUGUCCUCUCAUAUGGACGAGAUGGACACUGUCGGAGAUAUGGAGAUGGAUGACGCAGUAGGGCACAUGGAGAUGGAUGACGACAGCAAUAGGACAAUGCAGCAGGCGCGGCAGAUGUUCGGCCAGCAACAACGGCCGCAAUUGCAGGUCAACGCCUCGGGCAUCACGCAAGGCCUCCGGACAUCACAGCCGACUACCCCGGCCGCCGGCGGCGCCUAUGGCUUCCAGCACAAUCCCACCGUCUCGUCUGUUAACACGCCCACUCUCUCUACGCACCAGACUCCCCGAACUAGCUCCGAUUUCCAGUCGAGCCAGAUGGACGACGAUUUACCAGGCAUGCCGAUGGGCGGUGGAAAUAUGGGGCUCAACGGCGCCAACUUCGGCGCCAAUGGCUUCGGCACCGGAAACAGCAGUAGCAAUGGCGGCAGUGCCACCAACUCGGAGUACUGCAUCAAUGACCCUGGCAAGCAUCUGUCCAGCCCUGGAAAUGCCUUGACCCCUCAACAACGCGCACUGCAGGCACAGUUGAUCAAUUUGGGCUUUGAUACCUCUCAGCCAAACAGUCCUGCCAAUGCUGCCCUGCUCCAGAAGUUUACAGCAAUGAUGCAGAACGAGGAGCAGAAGCCAUAUAAGUGCCCCGUGAUAGGAUGCGAGAAGGCUUAUAAAAACCAAAACGGCCUAAAGUAUCAUAAGCAACAUGGUCACCAGACGCAGCAGCUGCACGCCAACGAGGAUGGAUCAUUCUCCAUUGUCAACCCCGAGACCGACGCGCCUUAUCCUGGUACUUUAGGAAUGGAAAAGGAGAAGCCAUUUUCCUGCGACGUGUGUGGAAAACGAUAUAAGAAUCUCAAUGGUCUCAAAUACCACAAGAGCCACUCAGCACCUUGCAAUCCGGAUUUCAAGCUGAUUGCAGCCGGUCUUAACCUUCCAGGUGGAUUAGGCGGGUUACUUGAGAACCAUUUCACCAACCUCCCAGGCAUUGGUGAGGAUCAGCAGAUGAUGUGA